AUGAAUGUACUUGGUUGCAGAUGGGUCUUCACAGUGAAGCUGAAUGCAGAUGGCUUGGUCAAUAAGCUUAAAGCAAGACUUGUUGCCAAAGGAUUUAAUCAAGAGGAAGGUGUAAACUUCAUGGAAACAUACAAUGCAGUUCAAAAGCUGAUCCAUCUCUAUUUGUCUUAUCAUCAUCAUGGUGAUACAUUGGUACUGCUAUUGUAUGUUGAUGAUAUUCUUCUCACAGGCUCAAACUCAUCGCUAUUCAAGUCUCUCAUUGAUGAGCUUAACAGUCGCUUCUCAAUGAAAGACUUAGGGAACCUUCAUUACUUCUUGGGUGUUCAAGCUCAGACUACACAAGCUGGACUCUUCUUGUGUCAUAAAAAGUACACUGAAGAGAUUCUUCAUCAUGCCAACAUGUCGGAGUGCAAUCAUGUACACACUCCACUUCCUUUGAGACUCGAUCAAGUAUAUGAAGACACUCGUCCUUUCUCUGAACCAAGCUACUUCUGGAGCCUUUCAGGGAAAUGA
Molecule: messenger RNA, 513 nt
Organism: Brassica oleracea var. oleracea
Lineage: Eukaryota; Viridiplantae; Streptophyta; Magnoliopsida; Brassicales; Brassicaceae
Exons: 2
Coding region: 1-513 (170 amino acids)
Source: RefSeq, a predicted model, not a curated record